GCGGCUAACUUAACGCUCACCACUCUGUUAGCGCUUAUCCACAAGGACGUUGAAGCUUUUGGCCUCUUGAAAGGACAGACAGACACAAAUGAUCACAUGUCCAUGUUUAUCUUUUAUACCCGGAGCUAAAACAUCAUCUCUGAGAGCAGUUUUGUCACUAACUUCCCGUUCACGUGCUUGUAGCUAACGCAGCUAAUGCUAACCUGCUAGCAUGUGUCCUGUCAGGGAGCAGAGUUGAUCCAUGUGUCUGAAGUUAAAGUUAAAUCACAUGAGACGCAGCCACUCAUAAUAAAUGACAGUUUUGUGUGAUUCACGGCAGAAUGAGGACAUUUGUUUGUGUUAAAACCCAGCAGCUGGUCAGCAGAGUCUUCAGUCCAUCAGCAGCAGUGCGAUGGCGAGCAGCUCAGUCCAGAUUCCUCUGCAGCUCUCCACCAGACGAGAGGAAGUCCCAACCCUCCUUGCUGCGACACCUGACUUCCAAAUUAAAAGCCACAGGUCCGAUUACGGUGGCCGAGUACAUGAGGGAGGUGCUCACCAACCCUGUGGCGGGUUAUUAUGUGAGGAACAACAUGCUGGGUCCUGACGGAGAUUUUAUCACAUCACCAGAAAUCAGCCAGAUUUUCGGAGAGCUGCUCGGCGUUUGGAUCAUCAGUGAGUGGAUGGGAGCGGGUCGACCCAAACAGCUGCAGCUGGUCGAACUCGGACCUGGGAAAGGAUCGCUGGCCAGUGACGUCCUCAGAGUGUUCAGUCAGCUGCGCUCGGUUCUGGGGGAGACCUCGGUGUCGCUCCAUCUGGUGGAGGUGAGUCCGGCUCUGAGUCUGAUUCAGGCCCAGAAUCUCACCAGAGACUGCAGCCAGGAGGCCGUCAGCGAGGAUGAGCUGGUUUAUCGCAGAGGAACGACUGCAGCCGGACUGCCGGUGUUCUGGUACCGUCGCCUAGACGACGUCCCAGCAGGAUUCAGCAUCUGUGUUGCUCAUGAGUUCUUUGACGCUCUGCCCAUCCACAAAUUCCAGAGGACACAAAAAGGCUGGAGGGAGGUGAUGGUGGACAUUGACCCCGACAAGCCGGACAAGCUGAGGUUUGUUGUGGCUCCGUCUCCAACUAUGGCUUCAUCCACACUCAUACAGGCAGAUGAAAGGCGGGAUCACGUGGAGGUGUGUGCGGAGGGCGGCAGCGUCGUCCAGCAGCUCUCCAGGCGGAUCACGGAGGACGGAGGUGCAGCGCUGAUCGCAGACUACGGCCACGAUGGAACCAAGACGGACACGUUCAGAAGUUUUAAAGGCCACCAGCUGCACGACGUCCUGUCCAACCCCGGCUCGGCCGACCUCACCGCUGACGUGGAUUUCAGCUACCUGCGGAGGAAGGCGGGAGGAGGCGUGGCCUGUCUGGGCCCCGUCAGCCAGAGGACGUUCCUGAAGAACAUGGGCAUCGACACCCGGAUGCAGGUCAGUCUUCAUCACUGAUGGGUGGAGGUACAACGGCAACUACGAUAAUAAACAUCGUUUAUUUUCCUGUGUAUUAGUCAUUGAUUUA
Messenger RNA from Stegastes partitus (bicolor damselfish), 1533 nucleotides. It is a transcript of the gene ndufaf7, whose product is annotated as NADH:ubiquinone oxidoreductase complex assembly factor 7. NCBI's taxonomy places the organism in Eukaryota, Metazoa, Chordata, Actinopteri, Pomacentridae. Gene Ontology annotation, molecular function: protein-arginine omega-N symmetric methyltransferase activity. Gene Ontology annotation, biological process: mitochondrial respiratory chain complex I assembly. The coding region runs from base 321 to 1463 and encodes 380 amino acids. Gene Ontology annotation, cellular component: mitochondrion. The record is from RefSeq and is a predicted model, not a curated record. The transcript is spliced from 9 exons.